AUGCGCGUCCUUUACCUCCCAUCGAGGAGCCAAGAUAUGGCCAUCUUAACGACACACCGGAAUCGCAGCGGCAUCGUCCGCUUCCCAAGCGAUAUUCCAAGCAAAAGCACUGGAACAAAAUGCAAUUCCCGCGACCGAUGAGUAAAGAUGAAUUCCACGAUACCGUCAGAGGCGGCGGAGACGGAGAUGGCGAUGACGCUCCACAUCUCGCGCCCAGCAGAAGGAUGGGGCAGCGACUGUCCGCAUGGCACGCACCCAGCUUCGCCGAAAGUCUGGACACGCUCUUGCAUUCACGUUGUAACCGGCAAAUAUUGUUCUUCGCGCUCGGCUUCCUCUGUCCCUUGAGCUGGAUGAUUGCGUCCUUCCUCGCGUUGCCAAAAAGGCCAAUGACGGAAGAGGAGUUUGAGCGGACGAGUCGCAUGCUCAGCGCGGAGGAUGUGACGGUGGCCGUGAUGAAGCAUGAAGCGGGAGAUGCGGAGCAGAGGUGGAGGGAGGAGCGGACGUGGUUGAAGGCGAGGUGGUGGAGAUAUCUCAAUCGCAUCAUGAGCGUGAUUGGGGUCCUCUUCAUCGCUGCUGUAAUUGCUCUGGUCGUUGUCGCCACCCACGCAUGAUUGCCGUUAUCGGCGUGAUAGGGUCACUUGUGAUGGAGUC
This is a messenger RNA of Neohortaea acidophila, 651 nucleotides long. RefSeq lists its product as uncharacterized. The record is from RefSeq and is a predicted model, not a curated record. The coding region runs from base 120 to 611 and encodes 163 amino acids. Lineage: Eukaryota; Fungi; Ascomycota; Dothideomycetes; Mycosphaerellales; Teratosphaeriaceae. The transcript has 2 exons.